AUGAUUUUAUGUUGAGGAAGUUCAUGUGACUGUCUUUACGCUGAGCGGUCUUUUUUGUUCGAAUCUAAAUAACAUUCUUGCCUCCUGAACACCUUCUAUUACCCGUUAUUGACUCAGACGUCUAGUUUUUGUCGGGCUGUUUUGCCUUGCCAAUGCCCAAAGUUACUUUGUGUAUUUUGCUCAUGCCCAGGUGAGUGUCACGAGUUUGAUAUUUGAGAAGUGUUGCAAAAUAAAGGCAGAGCGAAAUUCAUUUAGCCUGUUUAUCUAAAGGUAGCAACCAGUUGGUUACAUUUGUUUCGAAAAUGCUUUCAGUAGAGGAGGUUAGGUCUAGUUUGGAACGUGCAGGUCAACUCCACGUUCUACAGUUUUGGCCAGAACUUUCUGAAGAUGAGAAGAAAACGUUUCUUUCGGAAUUGUCUCAGUUGGAUUUUGAUGAGCUGCGCGAGCACUGCCGUGGUGCUGCGGAGGCAGCGACUCGGUCCACAACGAAAGUCGAUCAAAAAAUGGAACCCGUGCCAUUGGAAUUUAUCGGCAGCGUUGUGAAAAGUGACCGGGACACUAUAAACGAAUGGCAAAACGAAGGAUAUUUGCGAAUUUCUGAAAACCAAGUGGCAGUGCUGCUCUUGGCCGGCGGGCAGGGGACCCGCCUGGGUGUUCCUUACCCAAAAGGCAUGUUCAACGUGGGGCUCCCCAGCAGCAAGACCUUGUACCAGAUCCAGGCGGAGCGUAUCUGCCGAGUGCAACAGCUCGCCAACAUGAAGCACGGAUCAAAGUGCAUCGUACCAUGGUACAUCAUGACUAGUGAGUUCACACUGGAUCCAACCAAGAAGUUCUUUGAGGAGAAUAAGCACUUUGGUCUGGAUCCCUCAAAUGUGGUCAUGUUUGAACAAAGGAUGAUUCCAGCCGUGACCUUUGAUGGAAAGGUCAUUUUGCAGAACAAGGGGAAGUUGGCCAUGGCUCCAGAUGGAAAUGGAGGGCUGUACCGUGCUCUGGUGGAUAACCAGGUGCUUGAGGACAUGCAGAAGAGGGGUGUGAAGUACCUGCAUGUGUACUGUGUUGAUAACAUACUUGUCAAAAUGGCGGAUCCCAUUUUCAUUGGAUUCUGUGUGAGCAAGCAGGCAGACUGUGGAGCGAAGGUGGUGCAGAAAGCCUCCCCUGAGGAGCCUGUGGGGGUGGUGUGCCGCGUGGACGGUGUGUUCCAGGUGGUGGAGUACAGCGAGCUCCCACUGGAGGCUGCAGAGCAGCGCCUCCCUGGAGGAGAGCUGCGGUACAGCGCUGGAAACAUCUGCAACCACUUCUUCACUCUGGACUUCCUCCAGGAAGUGGCACAAAAGUUUCAGAGCCAACUGAAGCAGCAUGUGGCUGUCAAGAAAGUGCCCUUUGUGGACAAGGAUGGCAACAUGGUGAAUCCAACUAAACCCAAUGGAAUUAAAAUGGAGAAAUUUGUCUUUGAUGUCUUUCAAUUUUCCAGGAGAUUUGUUGCGUUUGAGGUAGCGAGAGAGGAUGAGUUCUCCCCCCUAAAGAAUGCCGCUGGAGCUCCCCUGGACACCCCGUCCUCGGCACGGCAGUCUCUGCUGGCGCUGCACCUCCGCUGGGUGCUGGCUGCAGGGGCGUGCUUCCUGGAGGCCUCAGGGGGGGUAACCAGGCCCAGGGUGACACUAGAAGAAGAAACUCUAGUGGUUUGUGAAAUCUCCCCGUUGGUCUCCUGCUCUGGAGAGGGGCUGGACCUGCUGUUGAAAGACAAGAUGUUGACCUCUCCUUUUCUUCUGGAUGAGAAAACAGCAAAGCAACUUCUUAAGUAGCUACACAGCAUUCUGGGUAACUUGUACCUAGGGUAACAAGCAACAAAAAAUUUCUCUUGAAAGAUAAUGUUUACAGCUAAAAGUGAUUCUCAGUGGCAUUGUAACAAUAUCGGAAAUUAGCUAAAUGGUUAAGGGUGUAUAUAAGUAUAAUAGUCUUCAUCAUGUUAGCCAUGACACACUGCAAUCUGGCAAACAAUGAUAUUAAUAUCCAUAAAUGACCUCUGUGUAAUUUCCUCUUUGAUUAUCAUGUACAGUAAUCAAGCAUUUAUAAAUGCAAGAACUUUGUUUACAAUUUUUUACGUACAUUCUGAGGAAAUUAUGUGACUAACUUGUCAUUUCUUUUUAAGCACGGAUAUUCUGUUUAAUCUGGCAUUCUCUCUAGAGUAGCAUGGUUGAUUCUCUCUAGACUACCAUGGUUGAAUGUAUCCUGGUAUUUCAACUGAUUAGCAGAACUUGAUUUACAUACCGGUAAUUUGAUCCAGUUCAAUCUCCACCAUUGCUUAGUAUCUUUGUGAAAAUAAAUAAACACUUCUGAACUUUUUCUUGA
This is a messenger RNA of Osmerus eperlanus (European smelt), 2349 nucleotides long. RefSeq names its product UDP-N-acetylglucosamine pyrophosphorylase 1, like 1 (gene uap1l1). The record is from RefSeq and is a predicted model, not a curated record. Gene Ontology annotation, biological process: UDP-N-acetylglucosamine biosynthetic process. The transcript is spliced from 9 exons. Lineage: Eukaryota; Metazoa; Chordata; Actinopteri; Osmeriformes; Osmeridae. Bases 303 to 1802 code for a protein of 499 amino acids. Gene Ontology annotation, molecular function: UDP-N-acetylglucosamine diphosphorylase activity.